CACUACUUUUACAUGAUGAUAUCAAGUACAGAAUACCGUAUAGUUAUACCGUUCAGUGAAGUGAAUGAGAUCACAAAGUACAAAAUUUUACUAUUAGAAGGCUAUUCAAGAUUCUCGAUAAAACAACUUUUUUUAUUUUUUAUUGUCGCAAUUAAGCUAAAACUUGCUCUAAACAUGCGAUUUUUUAGUAAUUAUUGCAGAAGUAAUAUUCGUUUGAAUGGUAAAACUAUUGUGAUAACAGGUGCAAAUUGUGGAAUUGGAAAAGAAACAGCCAGAGAUUUAUAUAAAAGAGGUGGCCGAGUAAUUUUAGCAUGUCGUGAUAUUAAUAAAGCAAAAGAAGCAGUGAAUGAUAUAAAAGAAAAUGUUUCAAGAGCUCAAGAAAAUAAACUCGAAGAAGAAUUAGGAGAAUUAGAAAUUUGUCACUUGAAUCUCAGUAGUCUUGCAAGUAUCAAGAAGUGUGCGCAACAUCUAUUAGCAGUUGAAUCGAAUAUUCAUAUAUUGAUCAAUAAUGCAGGAGUAUUUUUGCAUCCAUUUGAAAAAACAGAAGACAAUUUUGAGACUCAUUUUCAAGUUAAUCAUCUAGGACACUUUCUAUUAACACUUCUAUUGCUACCGAAAAUACAAGAAUCUGGACCAGGAUGUAGAAUAAUUAAUGUUUCAUCGCUUGCACAUAAAUAUGGUGAUAUAAAUUUCGAAGAUUUAAAUUUAGAACAUUCCUACACUCCGAUAAAAGGAUACUGUCAAAGUAAAUUAGCUAAUAUUUUUACUAAAGAAUUGAAUAACAAGUUACGUGCUGCUGGAAUUCAAAACAUAAAUGUAUAUUCUCUACACCCUGGAGUAGUAAAAACGGAACUUUCUCGAUAUUUGGAUGCAUCUUACUUUCGAGGUGCACGAUUAAUAUCAUCGCUAAUUAAUCCUUUAAUGAAAACUGCGGAGCAAGGUGCUCAGACAACUAUAUAUUGUGCUAUAGAUGAAAAUGCAGGAAAAGAAAGUGGCCUAUAUUAUGACAAUUGUAGAGUAGUAAAUCCAUCAAUGAAAGCUUGUGAUCCUGAAUUAGCAAGUCAAUUAUGGAAAUAUAGUUGUGAGUUACUUGGUUGGUCAUCGGACAUUGGACUUAAGGAACUAUUAAAAAUAAUAAGUAACAAAGAAAUUAUAUAAUAAGAAAAUACUUUUACUCCAAAAUUUUAUAUAAAUGCAAUUGUAUCAAAUAUUUAACAAUUUUAAUAUUGUUUUGUUAAUUUUAUAAUAUUAAUUUAUAAUAUGUUGUUUAUUUAACUUUGCACUAAGAAAAUAAGUAUUUGAGGAGAUUUUUUGGAGAUUAAAUAUUUUUAUUAUAUAUUCCAGAUAUUAAGUAAUAUGAUAAUAUUAAUACAAUAUGAAUAUUUUUAUUUAAAAUAUUCACAUUAUGGGAUUUAAACAUAAAGGUUAUUUUUAUAUCUUUAAAUUUAU
Apis florea (little honeybee) is the source of this 1449-nucleotide messenger RNA. RefSeq names its product retinol dehydrogenase 12. The record is from RefSeq and is a predicted model, not a curated record. NCBI's taxonomy places the organism in Eukaryota, Metazoa, Arthropoda, Insecta, Hymenoptera, Apidae.